UAUAAUGAAUAGCCCAAUAAAAGACUUGUCCGAUGGUUUUGGUGAUGUAAAAUUACAUAUAAGUCCUCCUAUAUAUACCGAAACCAAAACUUGGGAGAGAGUGAAACUGAAAAAGAGCUCAAAAAUGUUGGCUGGGUUCUUUUGCUUCGGACUACUAUGCUGAGCUCUCAACGGUCAAGAUGUCUCAUUUCCGACAUUUUCAUUCUCAAAAUCCCGUGCUUUCCCUGGAACCAAACAAGAUUCUUUAGCACCUUUUCUUCCCUCUUGAACCUCUGUACUAAACCCCAACAGCUCAAACAAAUCCACGCCCGAUUCAUUCUUCAUGGCCUACAACAGAACUCAACGUUGUCUUCAAAACUCAUUGACUGCUACGCCGAACUGGGCCUUCUUAAUCUCUCACAUCUAGUCUUUAAUUCUAUUACCGACCCAAGUUCAGUUUUUUACAAUGCGAUGUUGAGAAAUUUGGCCAAGUUUGGUGAUUUUGAUAAAACCAUUUUGUUUUACCAAGAAAUGGUUAGGGAAUCUAUGUACCUUGAUGAAGAAACUUACCCUUUUGUUUUGAGGUCUUGUAAUGGCUUUGGAGUUGGUUGGAAUUGGAAAAUGAUUCAUGGGCAUGUUGUGAAAUUGGGCUUUGAUUCAUUUGGUUUGGUGGUUUCUGGUUUGGAAGAACUUUAUGGACAAAGUGGCGAUUUGUUGAAUAAAACAGAAUUGGUUGAUGGAAACUCUGUUUCUAGAUUGGAUUUUUGGAAUUUUCAUAUCUCUGAGGCUUCUCAAAGUGGUAAUGGCGAGGAAAGUUUUCAUCAUUAUAAGAGAAUGAGAAUGGAAAAGAUAGAACCCAGUUCAGUUACUUUGAUUAACUUGUUGAGAUCAAGUGUUGAUUUGAAGUCGGUAAGGGUGGGAAAGAGUGUUCAUUGUUUGGUUUUAGUGAGCAACUUGGGAAUAGAUUUGUCUGUUAAUACUGCAUUAUUGUCUAUGUAUGCCAAAUUGGGUGCUUUGAAAGAUGCCAAACUGCUGUUCGAGAAAAUGCCUGAGAAAGAUUGUGUAGUUUGGAAUAUAUUGAUAUCAGCAAACUCUCGAAAUAGUUGCCCAAAAGAAGCCAUUAAAUUGCUAAGAGGCAUGGGAAGAUCUGGAAUUAGAGCUGAUUUAUUUACUGCACUACCUGUAAUUUCUUCAAUUACUCGAUUGAAAUCGAUUGAGUGGGGCAAACAAAUGCAUGCCCAUGUGAUCAGAAAUGGUUUAGACUACCAAGUACCAGUUCAUAAUUCUCUUAUUGACAUGUAUUGCGAAUGUGACAAGUUAAAUUCAGCAAGAAAGAUUUUUGAGUUAUUGGAAAACAAGACUUUGGUUUCAUGGAGUACAAUGAUUAAAGGAUGUGUUACUCAUGAUCAAUCUCUUGAUGCUCUUUCUCUCUUCUCCAACAUGAAACUUAAUGGAUUUAAAGCUGACUUCAUUACAAUCAUUAACAUCUUGCCAGCUUGUGUGAAUAUCGGGGCUCUAGAGAAUGUAAAGUACUUUCACGGGUACUCGAUGAAAUCUGGCCUUAGUUCGCUUUCUUCUCUUAAUACGGCUCUUCUUGUCAGCUAUGCAAAAUGUGGGUGCAUAGAGAUGGCUCAGAAGGUUUUUGAUGAAGAGAAAAUCAAUAAUAAGGAUGUGAUCACAUGGAACUCUAUGAUCAGUGCGUAUUCUAAGCAUGGAGACUGGCAACAAUGCUUUGAGUUGUACCAAAAUAUGAAGCAAUCAAAUAUGAAACCUGAUCAGGUUACCUUCUUAGGAUUACUAACAGCCUGCGUAAAUUCAGGUCUUGUUAAAGAAGGAAAAAAUACUUUCAAAGAGAUGAUGGAAUCAUAUGGUUGCCAACCGAAUCAGGAGCAUUAUGCUUGCAUGGUGGAUCUUUUAGGACGAGCUGGGCAUAUAAAUGAAGCCAAAGAACUUGUGAAAUCAAUGCCCUUCGAACCAGAUGCUCGGGUUUGGGGACCUCUGUUGAGUGCCUGCAAGAUGAAGCAUUCUGAGACUGAUCUUGCUGAGUUUGCUGCUGAGAAGCUUAUAACCAUGGAGCCAAAGAAUGCUGGAAACUACAUAUUACUCUCCAACAUAUAUGCUGCCGCAGGAAAAUGGGAUGGUGUUGCUAAAAUGAGAAGUGUUCUUAGAGAUAAAGGAUUGAAGAAAACCCCGGGCUGUAGCUGGCUAGAGAUCAAUGGAAAAGUGCAUGAGUUCCGGGUGGCUGAUCGAUCUCAUCCAAGAUCAGAAGACAUAUAUACUAUAUUAAGAAACUUGGAGCUGGAAUUCAAGGAUGCCAAAGACAACAAUUCAGAGAAUAGGCUCUGAAUGCUGAUGUUGUUUGCUGCAGGAAAGUUUCUCCAAUCUUUAACAAGAAGAGCCCAAAUCAAAAGAAAACCCUUAAAUCAGGCUUCCUUUGUUUCCCAAAUAAGACUAGGAACUUCAUUUCAGGGGACAUUCUUAGAUAUGGUUAACGGGUACUUCUGGUACUCUUCUUCACUUACACUGUGAUGAGUUCAGAGCUAGUUUUGGCUAGUUACAAGUGCAACAGAUAUAUCACUAAAUUAUAGGGAUGUAAACAUUUAAUUAAACAAUUAAGAGGGCACUAAAGUAGUAGUAUAAUCCCAUUUUUAUGGGGACCUAGCAUUUGGAGUA
Messenger RNA from Humulus lupulus (European hop), 2652 nucleotides. Its product is annotated as pentatricopeptide repeat-containing protein At1g11290, chloroplastic-like. Gene Ontology annotation, biological process: RNA modification. NCBI's taxonomy places the organism in Eukaryota, Viridiplantae, Streptophyta, Magnoliopsida, Rosales, Cannabaceae. Gene Ontology annotation, molecular function: protein binding; RNA binding. The record is from RefSeq and is a predicted model, not a curated record. Bases 157 to 2325 code for a protein of 722 amino acids. The transcript has a single exon.